GAUAGGCCAGAGCGCCGGGGGGCUGCGUUUUGGCUGCCUGCCCUUCGUCCAUAUGGACGCAUCCUUCCAGCCCGCCCCCGCAUCGAUCCAUACGCACCCUACGCCACCGCUCGGGUCUCACGAGGAAGGCUCCGCGCGGCCGGCCCGUUCUGGCUUGGGCGCCUUUUUGAAAAUUCCCCCUCCGGAGCUGUUGGAAGGGGAUGGGGGCGGGGUUGCGCCCGGCCUGGCCGUAUGUCGUGCAUGGGGUUGCCCUCGGCUAUUUGUUUCUUUUCUUUGGCUAGUCUUUUGGGCGGCUCAAUUUCUGCAGGAAAUUGCCUUGGAACGAGUUGCCGGCGCCUUUGCUAGUGCUAUAAAUAUUUAUUUACUUUUUUCGUACUGGUGUAGCUGAUGUUGUUGAUCACAUGCAGCCGGGGGGUACUGUUGUGUUCUACUUCGAACGCGGCCUCGCGCCAUCUUGACGUGACGUUCUGAGCUCUACUGCGAACGCGCCUGCCCCUGCACAUAUCAGCAGCCCCGCAACCUGAUCUUGAGGACUGAAAUUGUGGCUGGCAGAAACGAGGCCCGCAGAGAAUUUGGCUUCAGAGGGCGUUGGCUCGUGCUUGCCAUCUGGUGACUUUCCUUAGUAUUUUUCUGCCGGUAGAGCUGGGGUUUGGAUUUCUUAUUCAUAUUCUCUGUUGGCUGGGGUUUGGAUUUCUUAUUCUUGGGUCUUUCUCUUUUCCUUUUGCCAUGGGCUGGCGACGCCGGGAUUCCAACUACCUAUCUAUGUGGGAGUGAAGAUGUCUUCGUUGAAGCCGGUCGCGACAGCAGUCUGGACGACCCCGCCAGCACUCCUCUUUUCGCCUUUUUUUCGCCUGCUCGAUGUUGGGAUUGAUAUUUUUAGGUUGAGACUUAUAUAGGUUGAGGCUACAGAACACCUACAAUUACAAAAACAACAACCGGAUAAAGCGCUCAGUCUUCAGCCAGUCGGUAUAACUACAUUGAGCAGAUGAAGUAUCCACACGUCGCGCCGCCACCUAUUCCAGUUAGGCUUUGUUUCUUCCUUCGCUUUCCUCACUUUUGACCAAGCAUUAGCAGUUAAGGUCUACUUCAAGAAACGCAAAUAAAAUCUCGCAAUGCGCUCCAGCGACGUGUUGUUGUGUUGUGGAUUUUACAUGGCGUAUGACUGCGAGUGCGAGAGUCUUCUAGAGCUGCGCUCGCUAGCGGCGAAGUCGCGGGCGCUGCGGUCGCUAGGGGGAACCCCCCCUCCCGUACCCC
This is a messenger RNA of Amoebophrya sp. A120, 1254 nucleotides long. Lineage: Eukaryota; Dinophyceae; Syndiniales; Amoebophryaceae. The record is from the annotation of a GenBank genome assembly.